Messenger RNA from Hordeum vulgare subsp. vulgare (domesticated barley), 1243 nucleotides. RefSeq lists its product as uncharacterized. The transcript has a single exon. The record is from RefSeq and is a predicted model, not a curated record. The coding region runs from base 124 to 879 and encodes 251 amino acids. NCBI's taxonomy places the organism in Eukaryota, Viridiplantae, Streptophyta, Magnoliopsida, Poales, Poaceae.
AACAGAUGCUUCUUAGGGAUGCCGUACAGACGAAGCCAUACCUUAUCUCUUCAAGAACAGUGUCACGCACCUUGACUGUGAUAGCAUUGACAGAGAGAGAAAAGCUUGCCGCUCGAUUUGGCCAUGUGCAGCAGAUCCGCAGAGGGGGAAACCACCGAGAAAUCGUCGUCCCCGACCUGGAAGAUCUGCCAAUCCCACUCCCCAGCCACCAUAUGCUUGAGCUCUUGUUUGAGCGUGCGGAGAGAGAGUUUACCCGGCUCAGCCGAUAGAAUCGCACUGUUGAGGGCCUUCAGAUCGGAUCCCACCGGCCCCCGAGCCAGUCUUGCCCCCGUCGCCGCCAGCCUGGCUGUUGGCCUCGCAGGAGGAGGAUACCUCGUCAGGGCCGGGGUCACGGCCGCAUCAAGCCAUAAGGCCGAUGCAUCGCACGGAAGGUGGCUUCGCCGGGAACGGAGGCGUGCUCCGAGCGGCGUAGCGGUGGAGGCGAGGCCGACCGCAGCCUGGCGCGGGCAGGCGCGGCCUGGCGGGAACCGGGCCAGGCCUGGGGCAGGACGGGCGCGCGUGAGGGAGGCCACGACGUGGCGCUGCGGGCCACGGCUUGGCGCAGGGACCCGACCAUGGGUGUGGCACGGGCGCGGCCGUGCGGCGGGGGCGCUUGGCACGGUGCGGCCGGGCGCGGGGCGACGGCCAGGCGGAGGGGCGCGGUGCCGACGUCUCCUCUACACUUGUGGCGCCGUCUCGAGAGGAGUAGCGUCGAAGUCGAAGUCGACGUCUCCUCUACACUCGUGGCGCCGGACGCCUUCAGGACCCUGCGCCGGUGACGGGGUAUCCAAUGGAGAAGACAAGGCAUCGGGAGAUGACAUCGGCGGGCCGACGGCCUAGGCUGCGUCGUCACGGAGGCGAGGUUCUUCGACGUCCAUUCGCUUGAUGGAGAGCAACGUGUUUGUGUAUCCUCCUUCCGGCAUGGGUAUCUCGUACGUACAUGUUGCUCGUUCCGCCACCUUCGUCGCGGGCGUCAGGCCCGUCAAUGCCAUGACCCUUUUCUCGUUCUUCUUGGAAUCGAUGGAUUCCAUUAUCCGAGAUUCUUCAACGAGUAGUGCACACGUACAUGCAUAGAUGGACGAAUAAUACACAAUUAGUCAUGGACGUCACUACAUAGCACCCUUUCGGUGCGACGGAUUCCUUCUAUGCAUGCAAACUAAUAUACCAACAUAAUGUUGAUAGAUCCUGUGGAUCGACAAGGCUA